Messenger RNA from Manis javanica (Malayan pangolin), 2322 nucleotides. It is a transcript of the gene ZNF346, whose product is annotated as zinc finger protein 346. Gene Ontology annotation, molecular function: zinc ion binding; double-stranded RNA binding. Lineage: Eukaryota; Metazoa; Chordata; Mammalia; Pholidota; Manidae. The record is from RefSeq and is a predicted model, not a curated record.
AUCUCGCGAGACCAAGGUUCACAAACGACUCUCGGCGGGUUAGGGCUUGCGGGGAGGAUGGAGUAUCCCGCAUUGGGCACCGUGGAAGCCGCGGACAGCGGAGGGACACGGCCGUACAACUGCUCUGAGGAGCGGAAGGGCCGGGAACCGGACGGGCUGCGCUUCGACCGCGAGAGGGCGCGCCGCCUGUGGGAAGCGGUGUCCGGGGCCCAACCAGUGGGGAGGGAGGAAGUGGAGCACAUGAUCCAGAAGAACCAGUGUCUCUUUACCAAUACCCAGUGUAAGGUUUGCUGCGCCUUGCUCAUUUCUGAAUCCCAGAAGCUGGCACACUACCAGAGCAAAAAACAUGCCAACAAAGUGAAGAGAUACCUAGCAAUCCAUGGAAUGGAGACAUUAAAGGGGGAAACGAAGAAGCUAGACUCAGAUCAGAAGAGCAGCAGAAGCAAAGACAAGAACCAGUGCUGCCCCAUCUGUAACAUGACCUUUUCCUCCCCUGUCGUGGCCCAGUCGCACUACCUGGGGAAGACCCACGCAAAGAACUUAAAGCUGAAGCAGCAAUCCACUAAGGUGGAAGCUCUGUCGAAACGCCUUACAAACCCUUUCCUUGUGGCCUCCACCUUAGCCUUGCACCAGAACAGAGAGAUGAUAGACCCAGACAAGUUCUGCAGCCUCUGCCAUGCAACUUUCAACGAUCCUGCCAUGGCUCAACAGCAUUAUGUGGGCAAGAAACACAGAAAACAGGAGACCAAGCUCAAACUCAUGGCACACUAUGGCCGGCUUGCAGACCCUGCUGUCACUGACUCAUCAGCCGGGAAGGGCUACCCCUGCAAGACAUGUAAGAUAGUGCUGAACUCCAUAGAACAGUACCAAGCUCAUGUCAGCGGCUUCAAACACAAGAACCAGUCACCAAAAACAACGGCAUCACCCCUGGGCCAGAUUCCAGUGCAAAGGCAGUCCAUUCAGAAAGACUCAGCUGCCUUGGAAGACUAGAGGUGUUUCUGUUUAGCACCCCAGGUUGAACCAGCCAUGAGCCAGCUUCCUGUGACUGUGGUCGCCCUUGGCUCCCUCUUCCUUCUUUCUUACACCUGGAGAAUACCUAGGCCUGAGUCAGGAGUAGGCCACAGACAGCCUCUGAUUGGUCCAGGCAAAUCCACUCCUACUCCUCCCCUUUGGAAUGGGCCCUGUUGGUCAAGACAAGGGAAGCAGGGAUACUGAGAGGACUUUGGGUCUUACAGGGUGAUACUUGGGAGAAUGGCCUUUCCCCUUCCCCAGCCCCAGGGCCAUAUAUCAUGAGGCCCCAUGCCUGCCUUUCUUCUGCAGGUAAGUUUUGAACCAGUCACUGCAGCUAAAGAACUGAGCUUUCCCUGAGUUCUAGGCACCUCCAGUGAAACCUAGAGCUUUAAUACCAGACCUUGGCCUAGAUGGAAAGGACAGAUGGAAGUGGCUGCUGCAUGGAAGCUUGGAGCUAAUGUGAUACUCCCCUUCCCCCAAAGAGCGCAGGCUUUCCUGAGCCUUGGACCAGAUUCUGGUCAGUUAUACAGGUUUUUGCCCACUGUGAAGUCUCCUGGAACAAUGACACGGUUCGGGCAGAGCAUUGCUGUUCCUCCUGCCCCUUCUCCUCAGUUCCUGAAUGGUGCUAAGGAUCUGCAGCAGGGGACAAGCUAGAGUUUGGAGGAGGCCCCAGUACCCACCCAGUGGGGUCAUGGAAAGCUCCACUGAGGGCCUUUCCCUCCUCCAUCAGAAGUGCUCUGACCCAGGAUCACAUGGAAAACUCCCCACAUACAAGUUUCACUGAUGGUUUUGUAUCCUUAAAGGCAAACCAUCUGGUGCCAGCCAGCUCAGAGGUUCACUGUUGCCCUUCAGCCCUACUAGUCCUCUACUCCUUGUGCAUCUGAUGACCUGCCGAGGUUGCUAUGGUGCUAGCCCUCCUCCAUCAUCCAUCAGGAGAUUCCUGGGUACCAGGCAACAGGAUGGGGCCCCCAAGGAAAGAAAAGAGAGUGGGUGCAGUUUUCUGCAGUGAGGAAACAAAUUUCAGGCCCCAAACCUGUAUUUCUCCAACUCUAUUGUUCUGUGGCACAGAACUUUGCUUGGAAUGUACUUUUCCUCAUAGCUUUUGAGCAGGAAUUCCAGGGAGUGUCACUACUAGAGGCCCCUCUUCAUUGGUUCAAAGAAGCCCCUAGCUGCUCUUGUGGCCUCUUCUCCCCACUCUCUAUCCCUUUGCCUGUGAAAUGCCUUUUUGCAUUGUGUGUAGGUAUAUGUGUGUGUGCUUAUGCUCUUGUCUCUUGAUCACUGAAGCAUCUAAAUAAAGAAUUUCUCCCACGA